This is a messenger RNA of Rotaria sordida, 1848 nucleotides long. NCBI's taxonomy places the organism in Eukaryota, Metazoa, Rotifera, Eurotatoria, Philodinida, Philodinidae. The record is from the annotation of a GenBank genome assembly.
AUGACCGAAAAUCCCUUUCGAAUUAUUGAAUUAGAUGAACAAAAUUUUCUUCACGAUUGUUUAGCACUGAAAACUUUAUGUGCUAUACCGAAUCGAGAUUCCGAACAUGAUGAAUUUAUUCAAUUUUGUCAAGAAAAUGAUUUCUUACAAUACAUAUCUGAAUUUGAAUUUCCACAUCGUCCAGAUGUGGCCAUCCAAUUGUAUACUCGAUCAUCUGGUUUUUCAUCAAAAAUUAUAAAUAGUACCUGUCGAACACAAGAUCUUUUAUUAAUAUCGAAAAUUCGAUAUUAUCUUAAACAUCUUCAUGAAGAAUUAACACGACUUUAUAUAGACAGUCUGUUUUGGAUACCAAAAUUUAUUACUGUCUAUCGUGGUCAAAGAUUUUCAAUGGAAGAAUUUCAAAAAUUAGUUCAGUGUCAUGAAAAAACUAUUUUAACAACGCAAUAUCUUUCAACAACGAGCGUUUAUGAAAUAGCUGUUGCAUUUGCCGGUUAUGAUAUUCAUUCGAAUGAAUCAUUAAAGGAUGAAGUAGCAGUUAUUUUUAAAAUUUCAAUACGAACCAAAAAUAGUCAUUUAAAACCAUUUGCAUAUAUUCAAGAAUAUAGUCAUAUUAUAGAUGAAAAGGAAAUGUUAAUAUCAAUGGGAACAGUAUUUUCGAUUGUCGAUAUAUGCCAACGAGGAGAAAACUUCUACGAAAUAUUAUUGAGACAUGAUCAAGCUGAAAAAGAAAUUGAACAGAAAAUAUUAAAUAAAGCAAUCGAAACAUUCAGUAAUGGAACAACAAUUACCAUAGGUGAUUUUUUAAUUUCGGCAAAUAUUCAUAGUCCAUUAGAUGAUGAUUUUUAUCGUCAGCCAUUGACAUCAUUAUUAGAAGAAUAUUCACAAUGCCAAUCAGGAAACAUUAUCAAUUCAGUUUCUGAUCAAAUUUUAUUAUUAUUUACUACAGAAAAGGUACAAGAAUAUCAAAAUACUAUUAAAAUUAAACAGUUAUCAACAGAAAGUUUUAAACAUUCUUCAACAGAAUCUUCAAUAAUGUCUAUACCAAUUUGUUCUUUGGGUGUAACUCAUGAUCAUUUAAUUAUAUGGCUCGAUCAAUUUAUUGGUGAAAAUAAUGUCUAUGUUGAUCUGAAAGAGACAUUAGCCGAUGCAGUAGACCUCAACAUUGAUGCACCUUUUAUGGGAGAUGAAAUUGAUACAUUAAUUUUUAAUGAUAAAAUUUAUCAUCCGAAAAAAGUAUUGAUUGCCGUUAAAACUAUUGAAGAAUGUUUAGACUUAAUUCACACAAAUCAGAAUAAACGAAUAUUUCUAAUUACUUCCGGUUCAUUAGGUCAACAAGUUGUACCUGGUCUAUUAAAUCCUUAUCCAUGUUUGGAAAAAAUUUUUAUUUUUUGUGGUUCCAUUCGUCAACAUAUGAAUUGGGCACUUGAUUUUGAAGAUAAUUUGCUUAUGUUCGAUUUUCCCAAUGAUGUAUUGGGACGUGUAGUAUAUGAUAUUGUAUCAUCUCCACUUUCUUUACCUAUUCAAACAAAACUAUCAGAUUCAAUUAUUCGAAAACAAUAUUUUGCUAAAUUAUGUCAUCAUUAUCGAUUACUACUUGUUCUUAACAAUUAUGAAUGUAAAUGUGGUUGCCAUUUUUCAAUGCAACAAGGUAGUUUUGUUAUCUUAUAUGGAACAAGAAAUGAAUUAUCAAUGUGGAAUAAAAAUAAACUUGUAACAGUUAUAUCAAAUGACUUAGUAUGUUCAAAAGUUCCAUCUGAAUAUGUUUGUGAUGUAGAAUUGUUACGUGAACGUGUUCGUUCGAGACAUUUUGAUAAUGAUGAUGAUGAUGAACAAAGUUUUGAUUUGUAA